AACAUCAACCAGCACACUCCAGCAAUCAUUGAGCAACACAUACAGUACGUGGUUGUUCCUUAUUUGAUGUUCACGAUGUCAGCGUUGAGCUUCACUGGAAGACUGGCGCUGGUUACAGGUGGUGGAGGUGGCAUUGGUCGAGCCAUCUGCCAGGUGCUGGCCAAGAAUGGUGCCAGUGUGGUCGUGGCCGACAUAAAAUUCAACAGCGCCCAAGAUACGGUCAAUAUGCUCCCCGGAUCUGGAGACCACCUUGCUCUGGCCAUGGACGUAUCAGAUAAGAAUUCUGUUAACUCUGGCAUUAAAGCCAUCAUAGACAAGUACCAGAUACCACCCAACCUCCUGGUCAACAACGCCGGUAUUCUGAGGACAAACCCAUUCUGUGAAGUUGAUGAAACUACUUUCUCAGACGUAAUGGACGUCAACCUCAAGGGCACCUUCCUGGUGAGUCAAGCAGUAGCCAAAUCGUUGUUGAAGCAAGAAGAUCCCCGAGGCGCUGUGGUUAACAUAGCGAGCAUCAGUGGCAGGGCGGGACUACCCUACGUGUGUCAUUACGGUGCCAGCAAGGCUGGCGUGAUGGCCCUCACGAAAACAUGUGCAACAGAACUGGCUAGGAAGGGAAUCCGAGUGAACUGUGUUAUGCCCGGCCUCAUUGAAACUCCUCUGCAUGAAGAUAUUCCGAAGAGAAAAACACAGAAAGUGGUUGACUCCACACCACUUGGCAGAGCUGGAAAACCUGAAGAGGUGGCCGAGGUCGUGGCCUUCUUGUUGUCGGACAAGAGCAGUUACAUGGUCGGGGCGUGUGUGGAGGUCACCGGUGGCUAUAUGAUGUGAGGCACCCACCUUCCACCUCAAGUUAUACUGUAGGUUGGACCCCGUGGAACCCAUGUUUGGAUAUACUGUACAUGUAUUCACAAAUACCAUAUAAGACUACUUAAGGGACCAUCCCUUAAGUAGUGUUCUGGUCGAUACCCCCAUAUCUAUAUCAUAAUUUGGGUACAACAUGUCUCUCAGAAAUAACUGCUGCUGGGACCAGUUAAACAAUUCAUAUGUAUAAAUUUGUAGGACAAUUACAAGCCAAUAUACGGCUGAAGUAGUUGGUUAGUAUGUGUGCCCACCCCGACAACUGUUGGAUCAUUUUCAAGUAUAUAUAUAUAUAUAUA
Molecule: messenger RNA, 1160 nt
Organism: Homarus americanus (American lobster)
Lineage: Eukaryota; Metazoa; Arthropoda; Malacostraca; Decapoda; Nephropidae
Product: estradiol 17-beta-dehydrogenase 8-like
Exons: 6
Coding region: 67-831 (254 amino acids)
Source: RefSeq, a predicted model, not a curated record